AUGGAGAAGAAGCAACCAAGCCGGUGGAUCCUCAGCCGGAGAAGUGGUCCGUCAGUAGACACACCCAAGUGUCCCCCACGGAUGCCUAUGGGAACCUGGAGUUCCAGGGUGGGGGACAUACCAAUAAGUCCAUGUAUAUCCGCGUGUCCUACGACACAAAGCCGGACGCACUGCUGCACCUCAUGGUGAAAGAUUGGCAGCUGGAACUCCCCAAACUGUUGAUCUCUGUCCAUGGGGGGCUGCAGAACUUCGAGAUGCAGCCCAAACUGAAGCAAGUGUUUGGGAAAGGCCUCAUCAAGGCCGCCAUGACAACCGGUGCUUGGAUCUUCACUGGAGGAGUCAGCACAGGUGUCAUUCGCCAUGUAGGAGAUGCCUUGAAGGAUCAUUCUUCCAAAUCUAGAGGGCGCAUCUGUGCCAUAGGAAUCGCCCCCUGGGGCAUCGUGGAGAACAAGGAGGAUCUGAUCGGGAGAGAUGUGACGAGAGUUUAUCAAACUAUGUCAAACCCACUAAGCAAACUCUCUGUGCUCAACAGUUCUCAUACGCAUUUUAUCCUCGCCGACAACGGCACCCUCGGCAAAUAUGGGGCAGAAGUGAAACUGAGGCGCCAGCUGGAAAAACACAUCUCACUCCAGAAAAUCAACACGCGGCUGGGGCAAGGUGUCCCUGUCGUCGGGCUGAUUGUCGAAGGGGGUCCCAAUGUGAUAUCGAUCGUCUUGGAAUGCCUGCGUGAAGAGCCGCCUCUCCCCGUUGUGGUCUGCGACGGCAGCGGGAGAGCAUCCGACAUCUUAUCGUUCGCGCACAACAUUAUCAGCGAAUCUCUGAGGGACCAGCUGCUUGUCACCAUCCAGAAAACCUUCAGCUACAGCCGGAAUCAAGCCCACCAGCUCUUUGUAAUCCUCAUGGAAUGUAUGAAAAAGAAAGAACUCAUCACGGUGUUCCGAAUGGGCUCUGAGGGGCAGCAAGAUAUUGAGAUGUCGAUCUUAACAGCUCUUCUUAAAGGUACAAAUGCAUCCGCACCAGAUCAGCUGAGCUUAGCAUUGGCCUGGAACCGUGUGGAUAUCGCCCGUAGCCAAAUCUUUGUCUUUGGUCAUCACUGGCCGCCCCUGGGAAGCCUCGCGGCUACGGACGGGUCCGGCCCAGAAAAGGAGAAGAAAUCUCCAGCGCCUCAAACAAAAGGAGCGCGGGGCAAAGGCAAAGGCAAGAAGAAAGGUGGGAAGCAGAAGGAAGAACCGGAGGAAGAGACGGAUCCGAGGAAGAUCGAGCUGCUCAACUGGGUCAAUUCCUUGGAGCAAGCCAUGCUGGAUGCACUUGUGCUGGAUCGGGUGGACUUCGUGAAGCUCCUCAUCGAGAAUGGAGUCAGCAUGCAGCGGUUCCUCACCAUCCCGCGCCUGGAAGAGCUUUAUAACACGAGACUGGGUCCACCAAACACCCUACAUCUUCUUGUCAGAGAUGUAAAAAAGGGAAACCUGCCGCCAGAUUACCACAUAAGCCUCAUUGACAUCGGCCUGGUGCUGGAAUACCUCAUGGGAGGGGCCUAUCGGUGCAAUUACACUCGGAAAAGCUUCCGCACGCUGUACAACAAUUUAUUUGGACCAAAAAGGCCUAAAGCUCUUAAGCUUCUAGGGAUGGAGGACGAUGAGCCCCCAAGCAAAGGGAAGAAGAAAAAGAAGAAGAAGGAGGAGGAGAUCGACAUCGAUGUGGAUGAUCCAGAGGUCAGCCGCUUCCAGUACCCGUUCCACGAGCUCAUGGUGUGGGCCGUGCUGAUGAAGCGGCAAAAGAUGGCGCUCUUCCUCUGGCAGCGUGGAGAAGAAACCAUGGCCAAGGCCCUGGUGGCCUGCAAGCUCUACAAAGCCAUGGCCCAUGAGUCCUCGGAGAGUGAGCUGGUGGACGACAUCUCCCAGGACCUGGACAACAACUCCAAAGAUUUUGGCCAACUGGCUGUGGAACUCCUGGAUCAGUCCUACAAGCACGAUGAGCAGGUGGCCAUGAAGCUCUUGACGUACGAACUGAAAAACUGGAGUAACUCCACCUGUUUGAAACUCGCCGUGGCUGCUAAACACCGGGAUUUCAUUGCGCACACGUGCAGCCAGAUGCUGCUGACUGACAUGUGGAUGGGGAGGUUGCGCAUGCGGAAGAACCCGGGCCUUAAGGUUAUCAUGGGGAUCCUGUUUCCUCCCACCAUCCUGUUCCUGGAGUUCCGCACCCAGGAUGACUAUUCCUAUCAAACAUCCAAGGAAAAUGAAGUCGGCAAAGAAAAAGAGGAAGAAAAUGCGGAUGCAAAUGCCGACACCAGUUCCCGAAAGGGCGAUGAGGAGGACGGGAACAAAAAGCAGCGCAGCCUUCCCAUUGGAACAAAGAUCUACGAGUUCUAUAAUGCGCCCAUCGUGAAGUUCUGGUUUUACACAAUUUCCUACCUGGGCUACUUAAUGCUCUUUAAUUAUAUCAUCCUGGUGCGGAUGAAGCGCUGGCCCUCCAUCCAGGAAUGGGUUGUCAUCUCGUACAUAGUCACCCUGGCUUUGGAGAAAGUAAGAGAGAUUUUGAUGUCUGAGCCAGGCAAACUCAGCCAGAAGAUUAAAGUGUGGCUGCAGGAAUAUUGGAACAUCACCGACUUGGUCGCCAUCUCUGUCUUCAUGAUCGGGGCCGUUCUCCGAUUGCAAAACCAGCCUUACAUGGGCUACGGAAGAGUGAUCUACUGUGUGGAUAUUAUUUUCUGGUACAUCCGAGUGCUGGACAUCUUCGGGGUGAACAAAUACUUGGGACCCUACGUCAUGAUGAUUGGGAAGAUGAUGAUUGAUAUGCUGUACUUUGUGGUGAUUAUGCUGGUGGUGCUGAUGAGCUUUGGAGUUGCGCGCCAGGCCAUCCUGCAUCCCGACGAGGAGCCGUCCUGGCGGCUGGCCCGGAACAUCUUCUACGUGCCCUACUGGAUGAUCUACGGAGAGGUCUUUGCAGACCAGAUAGACCUCUAUGCCAUGGAAAUUAAUCCUCCUUGCGGGGACAACCUCUACGACGAAGACGGGAAGCGGCUGCCUCCGUGCAUCCCCGGGGCCUGGCUGACGCCCGCCAUCAUGGCCUGCUACCUGCUGGUGGCCAACAUCCUGCUGGUCAACCUGCUGAUCGCCGUCUUCAACAACACCUUCUUCGAAGUCAAGUCCAUCUCCAACCAAGUCUGGAAGUUCCAGCGGUACCAGCUGAUCAUGACCUUCCACGACCGGCCGGUGCUUCCCCCGCCCAUGAUCAUCUUCAGCCACCUGUACAUCAUCAUCGUCCGCCUCUGCUGCCACUGCAAGAAGCGAAGAGAAGGCGACCAAGAUGAGCGAGACCGAGGGCUGAAGCUCUUUCUAAAUGAGGAGGAGUUGAAAAAACUGUACGAAUUCGAGGAACAAUGUGUGGAGGAAUAUUUCCGAGAAAAAGAAGAUGAAGAGCAAUCAUCUAACGAUGAACGGAUCAGGGUUACUUCUGAAAGAGUUGAGAAUAUGGCUAUGAGAUUAGAAGAAGUGAACGAAAGGGAACAUUUCAUGAAAGCCUCUCUUCAGACGGUUGACCUUCGACUUUCACAGUUGGAAGAGCUUUCUGGCCGAAUGGUGAAUGCACUGGAGAAAUUGGCGGGGAUAGACAAAGCGGAGGUCACGCACACCCGCUCUCGGGCAUCCUCGGAAUGCGAUGCCGCCUACCUCCUCCGGCAAAGCAGUGUGAAUAGUUCGGACGGAUACAGCAUGUACCGGUUCCAUGGCGAUGAGGCCGGCUACGACGAGGUGCCCACCCCAAUGUCCCCAGCCUUGGCGUUGCGCAAGGCAGACUCCAAGUUGCAGCUGGCCCCAGAACGCCAGGGGAGUCUCCGUUCGGCCACCGGAGCAAAUGCGGCCGCCUCUUCCGAUCACAGUAAGAAUACUUUAAACAUCGCACAGGCUGUUUCGAGGCCGCACUCUGGCCCAGAAGACGGGAAGGAGCACUGCAGGAGUGAAGACACAACAUCCCAAGUCGUCAGUCCAACAGAGAAGGUCGUGAACGGGCAGAGCAGAAUCCAAGUAGACCUUCAGAAUGCACACUUAGCCUUGGAAAGGACUAAGUUGGAGGCCACCAUCUCCUACCCCUUGGACAAACCGAGAGCGAUGAAGUACUAUCCCCCCGAAACACUGGGUGCAUCUCAAGCCACCAUGAUGAAGUCAAGGAGCUAUAUAUUUGCGCAGGGUGGAAAGGUGCUUGGAGGCAUCAACAACUGGACCGUUCUGGACCCAGGCUACAAGAGCAUCACGGACCAAGUGUGUCCUUCCACAAUCGAGCAGUGGACUGCCGAGUGGCGGUACGAAAUUCAGCAGAAGCUGGCCAGUGAGCCCCCUCCCGAAUACCCCGGCAUUGUGUCGGAGGCCGAGAUGCAAGCCGAGCGGAAGCAGCUCCUGACCGACACGGAAGAGGACAGCGAUGUUGGAGAAGUAACCGGGCUCAGUGCCUCCCAUCCUUCUUCUCCUGUGACGAAAAGGAUGGACACAGACAACCAGCUGAUUCUGGCCUCCAGCAGGAAUGGCGGAUUUCCUUCUGUGCGAUCCAAAAGUUUACACGGCCACUCUCGGAAGCCCAGAUCCGUUAAGGACAAGCUUCGCUGUCCAGGGCAUGCCCGCAGCGUCAGCAGCUUAGCGGUAGCUGAUGGGACGCCGACAGAUGAGCAAAAGACAAAUAAAGAGAAUGCCUCCACGGAGACGGAAUGCUAGCAUGGCCUUUUCUCACCACUUGGCGGUGGGGGACAAGCAGCUGGCUUGCUGGGCUCAGUCAGGACAGCGCUGAUUGAAAACCCACUGGCAUCCGUCCCUCAGAGCCAGCCUGCGCUGGGGGGGUUUGCCGUGUGGCAGGAACACAGGGCACCUGUCGGGUGCAAUCCCGCUCCAGGCAGUACCUGGGGUGACAUGGGCUGGGCGAGUCCAAAUCAAACCAUGUGCAAGACAGUUUCUCUUCCUCUCGAUGUUGUAGAAGAGACUAGCUCUGAAUGACGAUUCAUUCCGGGGGUCGGAUCUUCUUGAUCCCAAAUCGGCUUCCUAAAGCGGAGGGUCUUGUGUGUCGGUGGUCGGGGGGCAACACAGUUCACAGACUUUGGGUGCAUGCUGCAGAAUUACAUUGUGGAGAGGCCAAUAUGUGGCACAUGUAAAAAGUGUUGUCAUCAUCCCUCCUGCCUGAGGCAACUGUGGGUCUCACAGUGUUUGGACAGCCAGCUCCUCGGUGUGAGAGCCCCACAGUAACAUUGGAAAUGCAGAAUCCCUUGUGUAACUUGUGGGGAGGAGCAAGAUGUCCCAACUCAUCUAUAAAACAACCCUGUUUUUGUACCAUCCUUCCUGACCUUGCCAGCCGAUCUUGGAUCAGUUGGCAAUCCAGCAGAGAUCUGGAAUUUGGGUAUCGGGGUGUACAUUGAUUAAAUGUGUUUGGCACUCAACAACCAUCUUCCAUUUGAGAGCAAGCUAUUAUUUUCUCAUGGUUGCUGAUUCACACCGCUGAUUUUGAGGUGGGAAUAUUACCAGAAGGGUCCCCCCCCCACACACACACUCUCUACAGGCCAAACUGUGUGACAGGUUUUAUGCAUAACAAUUUCCUUUCAAGACGUGUAGCAAUUUUUGAUCUUUACCUUUGAGGAUAUUCACCCACGUCCAAUAUUAGAAUGCCAAUCUGUGCUUAAUGCCCUCAGUUUAAAGCAGGGGUGCUUUUCAGCGACACCAAAGCAAAAGGAAGAGAAGAAUGGGAAUAGGAGACAUUUGUUAAGACUUGAAUAUUAUGUUCAGCUAUGGCCCAAUGGAUCCCCUUACAUAGAAAAGCUUUUUGCUGAAGGUCAAUCCAUGUCGGAGAAGUGACAGAGGGAAGGGAUGGCUAACCCACUUCUGCCGCAAUUUGUAACCUCCUCAACUUUUUUCCAAAUGUUUUGCCCUUGGAAACCCACAUUUCCAAGGGACUCUGUGAAGGGGAAAAGCCACGAGGAGAGAGAUUGGAAGCGGGGAAGUUUCAGGACACUCUUUAUGUGCCGCUUCGCUGGGUAAACAGAAAUGUAAUGUCCUGCAUCUCUCUAUGGCCUUUGAAUUCUGUUUUAGGGUACACUAAAGGUGGUGCUGUGGUAUCUUUGGGGUACAAUGAGUCUAGAAGUCACACUAGUGCAGCCCUUUAAAUGGAAAUAUUUAAUCCAAGAGUUGUUUGAGGGGCUUUCGAGCAGUUGUUAUGGGGAAGGCCUAAGUGGAAGUGCAGUUUGACUUACGAAAAUAAACACACCUCGGUUAUAAAUCCUGCUGAGGAAAAGGCAGAGAUGAACGGCUGUGUUAGAAUUUGAUUUGCAAGUCAGGUACUGGAAUUUCUGAUGGAAAGCUGGAACCUUGAAUAGGAACCUAGGAUGAAUCUGAACAUGUGUGUUCUCCCCACUCCCGCUUGCUUCCAUGACCUCUGGCUUGUUCACACAUAAGUGUCUAUUAUUUUAUUUAUUUAUUUAUUUGGGUAAUUUUUUUACCCAGUCCAAUACCCAGUGGGUCUCGGGACGGCUUACAAUUCAAAUCCCAUAAAUACAUAGAUAACCAAAUAAUACAAUACAACUGAUCCACAGACUGCGCAUAAAAGCAUAGUUAACAUUAAAAGUAUGGAAGAAGAAUAAGGCCUUGACCUGGUGCCGAAAGGCAUAUAAUGGCUGCAGGCAGACCUCUCUGGGGAGCGCAUUCCAUGCGCCGCAUUGCAUGCCAGAGCAGCCAGGCUGCCCAUCUUCCAUAAACUGCUUGCAAACUUUCCUGUCUGGGUUUCAAAUGCUGGAGGACACCUGAUCGCUAAACCGCAUUAUUCUAUAACCAAAAUUUGUGCACAGCCUUCUGUUCUUAGUGAUUUCGUUUCCGUCCUUUCCACAAGGGUGCUCCCCCCCACCCCACCCCCAGCCAAGUUUGUUUUUCCUUUAAACCACCCAGCCAAUAGAUGACUUCAGUGGGAAAAGAUUUCACCUAAUUGGAAUGAAAAAGUUAAUUUUUCACAGCACACUGGUCAAAGGUUUAUGCCAAACUCCUGGGACUCCACAGGCAGUAGUAUGUGAAGUGAGUGCCAUUCUGAUUUCAUUAUGGGCUCGUAUGCAACGGAUUUAGUGGGACAAGAGGCCGUUUGCCUCCUUUCCAACAUCAUCAUCCUGUUUUAAUUUUGUUAAAAGGGUUAAAACAGACAUAAUGACCUUGCUGUUUAACCUUUGCAUUAGAAACAGUCUUUUACCAUAUAAUGGUCUUACAGCUGGAGCCAGAGAAGUGGCUGUGACGUUCUCUUGGUUACUCCAUUGUGGAGUAAUGGAGUAAGGUCCUGGGUUUUCCUACUCCUAGCACCUUGAGGCUCAUAGCGCAUGAAAAACAUGCUUAGGCAAGGAGAGAAGUCAUUCUGCAAACUCUGUCCCAGGAUGUCCGGCAGAAAAGAGCAAACUGGUAAGAACUGUGGCCAGUAAUGCAUUCCUUGACCUUAUUAGCAUGUGUCCAAGAUGGCAGCCAGGAGUUGGCUAACCACAGGGCUAUUUGUUAUUUUUUGAAGAUCUGGCUUUGCUUGACACUUGUUUUAGUCAUCUCAGAAUUCAAGAUGUGACUGGAACAACUUGGAGUGCAAUUUGAUAGCAUUGCUCUUCCAAGUUUGCUUCUGUGCAAGUUUUAUGCAAAUGCAUGGUUUUGUGUUCCUAGUUAUAUUGGUUUUAAUAUGCAGAUGCCUUGCAUUGUUUGCCUACAUCCCAUCAGUGAAAGAACACUGCCAGUUCCUAGCAAAUCCGGGGGUGAUACAAUGCAGAAAACAGCAUGCUGUUAUCACAAGGAGUGGUUUAUUAAUACAGCCUUCAACCUUUUCCUUCUAGAAUUUCAGUGCGUAACUUUCAUCCCAUGACUCAAUCCAUGAAUGAUGUGGAACUCUUAAAUGAUACAUUUUCUUCACUUUGUACUGCUUGACUUUUUUGCACGGCAAAAGAUUGCACCUAAACAUGUG
This is a messenger RNA of Varanus komodoensis (Komodo dragon), 7950 nucleotides long. It is a transcript of the gene TRPM1, whose product is annotated as transient receptor potential cation channel subfamily M member 1. Lineage: Eukaryota; Metazoa; Chordata; Lepidosauria; Squamata; Varanidae. The coding region runs from base 132 to 4706 and encodes 1524 amino acids. Gene Ontology annotation, cellular component: membrane. The transcript has 25 exons. Gene Ontology annotation, molecular function: calcium channel activity. Gene Ontology annotation, biological process: protein tetramerization; calcium ion transport into cytosol. The record is from RefSeq and is a predicted model, not a curated record.